AUGGCAGCCGCAGCGUUGCGGCUGAGGCCGACGCUGUGCCCGGCAGCGCGAGGGCUGCGCACCUUCUCCUCAAUCGGCAUGCCCGCGGCUCCGAGAGCCGGCCCGCGUUCUGCAGUAUCCAGGAGUGAAAAGCGGACGAGAAGAAAGGCACUACCCCCUAGGACGGAGAAGAUGGAUGCUGACCAGGACUGGCCCAGUGUUUACCCUGUGGCGGCGCCAUUUAAGCCCUCGGCUGUUCCUCUGCCUGUUCGAAUGGGGUACCCUGUAAAGAAGGGGGUGCCCCUGGCAAAGGAGGGGAACCUGGAACUUCUGAAGAUCCCCAAUUUUCUGCAUUUGACUCCUGUGGCAAUUAAGAGGCACUGUGAAGCUCUAAAAGAUUUCUGCACGGAGUGGCCAGCUGCUCUGGACAGCGAUGAGAAGUGUGAGAGGCACUUUCCAGUUGAGAUUGAUACAGCUGAUUAUGUGUCAUCGGGACCAUCUGUUCGGAACCCCAGAGCACGAGUAGUGACAUUGAGGGUUAAACUUUCCAGUUUGAAUUUAGACAAUCAUGCAAAGAAGAAGCUUAUUAAACUUGUAGGAGAGCGGUACUGCCAGACCACUGAUGUGCUCACCAUCACAACGGACAGAUGCCCUUUGAGGAGGCAGAACUGUGACUACGCACUGUACCUGCUCACCGUCCUGUACCAUGAAUCCUGGAAAACUGAAGAAUGGGAACAAAACAGGGCAGAGGACGACAUGGACGAGUACGUGUGGGAAAAGAGCUCCUCGGAGAGAAACGUCCUCCAGACGCUGCUGCGGAUGAAAGCGGCAGAGAACAGUGCGCCGCCGAGCAGGGAAGAGCUGCUGGGCACUAAAGAGGUCGGAGAUUACCAGAGGAGUCUUGUCCGUCUCAAGAAUGAGGGGGAGACCGAGGCGAGCCUCGCGCAGUACAAGGAGUCCGUGAGGAGACUGUUAAAUCUGGUGUGAGGUCUGAUGGAACUAGUUGGAGUUGACAUAAACGGGACAGUACUUACGACUGUUGUCUUGUGUCC
Acomys russatus (golden spiny mouse) is the source of this 1031-nucleotide messenger RNA. RefSeq names its product mitochondrial ribosomal protein S35 (gene Mrps35). The record is from RefSeq and is a predicted model, not a curated record. Gene Ontology annotation, molecular function: structural constituent of ribosome. The transcript is spliced from 8 exons. NCBI's taxonomy places the organism in Eukaryota, Metazoa, Chordata, Mammalia, Rodentia, Muridae. Bases 1 to 966 code for a protein of 321 amino acids. Gene Ontology annotation, biological process: mitochondrial translation. Gene Ontology annotation, cellular component: mitochondrial small ribosomal subunit.